Oryza sativa Japonica Group (Japanese rice) is the source of this 2438-nucleotide messenger RNA. Its product is annotated as putative 4-coumarate--CoA ligase-like 8. Gene Ontology annotation, molecular function: CoA-ligase activity. Lineage: Eukaryota; Viridiplantae; Streptophyta; Magnoliopsida; Poales; Poaceae. The record is from RefSeq and is a predicted model, not a curated record.
UUUCCUAUCUGAAAUCAAACUCCUUUUUUUUUUCUGAAAUGGGCCAAAUCAAAUUGUUUACGUUUUAAAAAUCGACUUUGCGAAUUUCGAUGGUCAAAAUUUGGUCAUCGAUUUGUUUCAAUCGUUAACCAUGUUUCCAUCUCAUUUAUUCGCUCAUUUUAAAUACCCGAGCUUUCUCUCUGAACGCAUUGACUAUUCCACACCGAUGGAGACGGAGUUGCACCUCGCCGCCGGCUACUGCGCCGCCACGGGCGUCUACCGGAGCGGCCACCCUCCGCAGUUCGCCGCCGCCGCCGCGCUCUCCUUCCCGGAGUACAUCCUCCCGCACAUGCUCCUCCCCGGCCGCCGAGCCCGCCCGGCCUUCGUCGACGCCUCCACCGGCGCCGCGCUCUCCUUCGCCGGCCUCCGCGCGCUCUCGCUCCGCGUCGCGCGCGCGCUCGCCGCCGCCGGCCUCCGCCGCGGCCGCGUCGCGCUCCUCCUGUCGCCGAACUCGCUCCACUUCCCCGCGCUCUCGCUCGCCGUGCUCUCCCUAGGCGCCGUGCUCUCCGCCGCCAACCCGCUCCUCACGCCCGACGAGCUCGCUCGGCAAGCCGACGACGCGAAGCCUUUCCUCGCGCUCGUCACCGGCGAACUCGCCCCCAAGCUCCGCUCCAUCGCGCCCGACGUCAAACUUGUCCUCGUCGAGCAGCUCCUCGCCGACGUCGCCGCAGAGGUCGACGACGACGAGACAUUGGAUCUGCCGGCGGCGAACAUUGGCCGCGACGACGCGGCGCUGCUGUUCUACUCGUCGGGGACGACGGGGAGGAGCAAGGGCGUGGUGAGCACGCACGGCAACGCGAUCGCCAUGGCCGCGUCGCUGGAGCGCGCGUGGGGUGGCGGCGGCGGCGGCGGCGAGAAGCCGCAGCAGUACGACGACCACGACGAGGCGUACGGCUGCGUGCUGCCCAUGUUCCACAUGUUCGGCUUCUCGUCGUUCGUGAUGGGGACGGCGGCGCUGGGCGCCACGGCGGUGGUGGUCCCCGGCAGGUUCUCGGUGGAGAAGACGAUGGCGGCGGUGGAGGAGUACGGGGUGACGAGGCUUCUGGUCGUGCCGCCGAUGGUCGUGAAGAUGGUCGCGGCGGCGGCCGGCGACGGCGAGCCGUCGCGGCGUCGUCUCCGGCUGCGGCAGGUGGUGUCGUCCGGCGCGCCGUUGCAGCGCGAGCACAUGGCGCGCUUCCGCAGCUGCUUCCCGGCGGUCAACCUCGGCCAGUGCUACGGGCUAACGGAGACGACGGGCAUUGUCACCAUGUGCGAUCUGCAGCACAACGACAACGGCAUCGACAAGGUGGAAAUGCCACCGUCAUCGACGGAUAUGACGUUCGUCGCUGUUGCAGCGACGACGACGGAGGUGAAGGAGAGAAGCACCGGCGGCGGCGGCGGCGGCGGUGGCGUCUCGAUUGGGCGGCUCAUGCCGGAUGUGGAGGCCAAGAUCGUGGACCCGGACUCCGGCGAGCUCCUCCCGCCCCGCCGCACCGGCGAGCUCUGGGUCCGAGGCCCCUCCACCAUGCGAGGCUACCUGAACAACGAGGAGGCGACCGCCCUGGCCCUGGUCGCCGCCGCCGGCUCUGUCUCCGUCUCCGGCGGCGGCGAGCGGUGGCUGCGGACCGGUGACCUGUGCUACGUGGACUCGCGUGGGCUGGUGUACGUGGUAGACAGGGUGAAGGAGCUGAUCAAGUGCAACGCCUACCAGGUGGCUCCGGCCGAGCUGGAGGACGUCUUGGCCACCCACCCUGACAUCCACGACGCAGCCGUCGCGCCGUAUCCCGACAAGGAGGCCGGCGAGAUCCCGAUGGCAUAUGUGGUCAAGAAACAAGGCAGCGGCCAUCUUCAGGAAGAUGAAGUCAUUUCCUUUGUACAGAACAAGGUGGCGCCAUACAAGAAGAUCAGGAAAGUGGUGUUCGUUGACUCCAUUCCAAGGUCUCCUUCAGGCAAAAUCCUCAGGCGCCAGCUGAAAAACUUGCUACAGGGGUCUAUCCUGCAUCGAAGCAGGAUGUAACCCAUGAUCACACGAAUAAACACCAUGAAUUUCCAAAGGUUCAAUUAUCUUUAUCUGGACGUGCAGUCAUACUCAUAUCUAUACUCCUUUAAAAAUCUCUAGAUCUGUCACCCCACUAUUCUCAUUAUAGUUUUUACCUAUUACAUUGUAUAACAGCUAAAUCUAAAUGAUUAGCUACAUAUAAAAUUAAACUAAAGUGAGUAUUCUCUAUUAAGAAAAUGUGAGAAAUAUAUUUCAGGAAGGAGGUGUUUUAUUUAUUCUGGAAAUAUUGUGAUAUAUUUUCCUUUAGCCGUAGCAAAGUGCUGACGUUUUGCUAAUUUAUAUACUCAUCUGUAUUGUACUACUCGUGUGCAAAAGGAAUAAUGUAUAUGAAUAAACAACAUCUACUUAUCGGCAGACUCUG